Ascoidea rubescens DSM 1968 is the source of this 486-nucleotide messenger RNA. RefSeq lists its product as uncharacterized. The record is from RefSeq and is a predicted model, not a curated record. The transcript has a single exon. Bases 50 to 229 code for a protein of 59 amino acids. NCBI's taxonomy places the organism in Eukaryota, Fungi, Ascomycota, Saccharomycetes, Ascoideales, Ascoideaceae.
UUCUAUCUAUGAUUAUGACUUUGACUUGGAUUCAAAUUCUUAUUUUUUAAUGAAUGGUACUAUCUGUACUACUUCUUAUGUCGAUGAAGACUACUUUUAUAGCUCCUAUGAUAAAAUUAUUUAUGAAUUCCCUGAUUACACUUGCACUGGCGAGAGUGGUUAUUAUCUUACUGCUGAAUAUACUGUUACUCUGACCAGUAUUUUAUACAGCACAUUCACUUAUUAUUAAACCUAUUUCAUACUGCUCAAUUGAAAAGAGUGAUGUAUUUAAUAUAUUGUUUUUAUUUGGUUUCUAUAAGGCUUUUCCAGUGUUUCCAUUGGGUUUCUUACUGUUCUUGGUCUGGUUUACUGGUAUAUUUUUAUUUUAAUUUUAGUUUUUAAUUUGUUUGUCUUUUCUGACUAAGUUUUUUUGGUCAGAAUUGGUUGGUUCAAUUUCUUUUUUCCUCUCAUUAUGUUUAAUUUGGUGUUGCUGGAAACAAAAAAAAG